AUGAGUCUGGACCAGAGCUCCAUGCUGAGCGGCCAACACGAGCUCUUCGGACGUAUCUCCAGAGCCGUCGAAAACCUGAGGAAGAUGGGUCAGGCGAACAUCACCCUCUCGACCGUUGAGCACCGCAUCCGCAUCCUUGAUGACCUGUGGGCAAAGUUCGAGAGUCAGCACGACUUAAUUCGAGCCUGCUAUAAGGACCUCUACGCUGAGACUUACUGCCGCGUAUAUUGGAACGGAUUUACAGUGCUGCCAGUACUGCGAGUGAAUAGCGAAACGCACCCUAAGUCAGUGAUCGGUGAGCAGUCGUCCAUCUCGAAAGUCGAACAGCUGCACUAUCUGCGUUCAUGCCUCAAGGGGCCGGCUGAAAACGUAAUAAAAUCAUUAACUAUUACGGGCGAAAAUUACGAUCGUGUGUGGGAGCUGCUCUGCCAGCACUACGAAAAUAAGAGGGAGCUGAUACGCUCCAACUUCGCCACGUUUACCGCCGUGGCGAAGAUGAAAGCCGCUACUGGCGACGAACUCAGCCGCGUCCAGAACGCUGUCACGUCCGCCGUCGCAAUGCGCAAGAGAGUAUCGGGAGUCGAACUGUUCGACCCGCGAACGCGUCUGGAAUGGGAGUCCUCCUCGGGAGACUCCUUCGAACCGCCGACUCACGCUACGCUGAUGACUUUCAUCAACAAACGGAUCCUCACGCUGAACGCAGCGAAUCCGAAGACCACUAAACCCGCGAGUGAACAAUCACGGUCCGCGAAAACUCACGUCGCGAAGCGUUCCGAGCCUUCUCAAUGUCCGCUCUGCAAGGGGAAGCACUCGCUCAUGGGGUGCCCCGACUUCAAGGCCAAGGUGGCCAGCGAGAGAAAGACAGUGGUCGAGACUAAUAAGCUCUGGUUCAACUGUCUCGGCAAUCAUCAGGUGGCGGGCGAAGUGCAAGUCAACCCGGAACUGCUUCACGUGCAACGCGCGGCACCACUCGAUGUUGCACGACGCGGCUCCGAAGUGUCGAUCGUGUCGGAGUCCCUGGUGCAGCGACUACGCCUGCCGCGAUCGCGCACGCGAGUGUCUAUCUUCGGCAUCGGCGGCUCCCAGUCGGGCUCCACGCGAGGCAAGGUGUCCCUGACCAUCAAGUCGAAGACCACCGGAGCCACACUCACCGCCGUCGCGUUCGUGCUUCCGCGUCUCUCGCUCUACCAGGGCGCCGCGAAUAAGUGCCGCACCUCGUGGCCUCACCUACGAGGGCUUCCUCUGGCCGACCCUCGUUUCGCCGCCAACGACCCAGUCGAGCUGCUACUGGGCGCCGAGGUGUGCUUGACCAUCCUGGAGGAUGGUCUCCGCCGAGGCGAACCGCAAACGCCGAUCGCUCAGAAAACCAUCCUGGGAUGGAUUCUUUCAGGGGGCUGUGGUGCGACCCUCCACUGUCACCACAGCUCACUCCAGUGUACCGCCGACCAUGACUUGGCCGAGCUGGUACGCCGUUUUUGGGAGCAAGAGAGCGAGCCUCCCGCUUCCGUCACGCUCACUCCCGAGGAAGAGGAGUGCGAGCAACAUUUUGUACGCACCCACGAGCGCACACCCGCUGGCCGGUACGUUGUCCGACUGCCGUUUGCCUCGACGCCGAAGCACCUCGCCGAGACCCGCAAGCCCGCUGAGCGACUGCUCACGGCCAUGGAACGCAACCGUAGCACCGUCAGACGCGGCGUGUGCUACCUGCCACACCACAGCGUGUUGAAGGAAGCCAGCACUACCACCAAACUGCGCGUAGUGUUUAAUGGCUCGCAACGCACCAGCUCCGGAGACUCGCUCAACGACCACCUCUUCGCAGGCGCAAAUCUCCUGCCGGCACUUGCUGACGUGCUCUUGCGUUGGCGUCGGCACCGCUACGUGAUGAUCACAGACAUCGAGAAGAUGUAUCGCCAGAUCAUCUUCCACCCGGAAGAUCGUGACCACCAGCGGAUCCUGUGGCGAAGUGCCGUCGAACAACUCGUGCGAGUUCUCCGCCUGACGACGGUCACUUAUGGCCUCACGUGCUCACUGUGGGUCGCGAUUUGCACGCUAUUGCAACUCGCCAAAGACGAAGGGACUCGGUUUCCGCGCGGCGCGAUUGCUCUCGAGGACGACAGAUACGUGGACGAUGUCGUGACCGGAGAGGACACUAUCGACGACGCGGUCGCCGUGCAAACCGAACUGCGCGAACUCUGCACGGCGGGCGGGUUUCCGUUACGCAAGUGGGCCGCGAACUCCGAGGACGUUCUCGUCGACAUCCCGCAGGAGCACCGCCUUAAACGCGCCCUCCACGUGUGGGAAACAGACGGUCACUCCACUCUCGGCCUCCGCUGGCACCCGACGGAAGACGAAUUUUCCUUCGCGAUUCAUUCGCGCACAAUCACCGUGUUCACAAAGAGGCGCGUCCUCUCGGAAACCGCACGCUUAUUUGAUCCAUUGGGGUGGCUCACCCCCGUUGUGAUCCGAGCGAAAAUCCUCAUCCAGUCCACAUGGCUGAAAGGGCUGGACUGGGACGCCCCUCUUCCGUCGGCCGACGCUCAACAAUGGGGGAGCUUCCUGGAGGAGCUUCCGCGGCUUGAACUCGUUCGCGUGACCCGCUGGCUCGACAGCGGAGCAGAUUCACGAGUCGAGAUCCACGGUUUCGCCGACGCGUCCGAGCGAGGCUACGCCGCGGCCGUCUACCUCCGCGUCAUGAGGAACGGUUCUGCUACACUGCACUUGCUCAUGGCAAAGAGCAAG
Messenger RNA from Temnothorax curvispinosus, 2739 nucleotides. RefSeq lists its product as uncharacterized. NCBI's taxonomy places the organism in Eukaryota, Metazoa, Arthropoda, Insecta, Hymenoptera, Formicidae. The annotation marks the transcript as partial. The record is from RefSeq and is a predicted model, not a curated record. The transcript has 5 exons.